AUGGAGGCGCUUUCUGGAGAACUGGAAAAGUUGCGCCUGGGCUAUAAUGCAGCAGAUGACAAUAAAAGCUGGAUAGAUUCCAUCGCAGAUGAACAACGACCGCCCAAACGACAGAGGAAAACCAAAGAAGUCAUCAAACAAGAACUGGAACAUGACUUCUUAACCCCCUCGCGAUCAUUCAAUACACAGUGGUUGAAUCAGUUGCAGCAACGAUGGGAUACACCGACUAAUUACUAUGGCUUGUUCCAGAUCGCCCCAACUCAAACCCGCACAAUCAUCCGCUUCACUCGCGAGGGUCUCGAAGGUCGCGUCACGGGCUACAAGGAAGUUACGGUACCCGCGAACUCAGCUACUGCCAAAAACUCAACAUCACUGUUGAGAAAGCCUGCCAACCGAGCCGAGUUCGUUCGUGGUGCAGCAGGCUUCUUCCCGUUUGCGCCAGGAGGUCUUGACGGCGUCGAGGCCAUCGCCGCCAUCGAGGAUGAGGCAAUCCUCCGACACGAAGGUGCCGCUGAGAAGAGGGCUGGAGGACUCGAUCGAGUAAUCAAUUUCAGCGCCGAGGGUGGUCUCCUGGAAAUUCCUCCAGGAUUCACGCGUGGAUUAGACUUCAAACAGAAGCCAGCUACGGAUAGUAAGACUGCCAAAGAGGUGGAAGAAACGCUCGGCGAAGCAGCAGCUCCAGUCGAAGAUGUCGAAGUAGACGAUGAUGAGGCUGCAGACGCAACUGAGACCAACGGAGUUGAAGCGCUAAAUUUGGAUGGUCAAACUCCCGGAGAAGAAGAGAUUGAUGCGCUGCUACCUGUAGAAUUCCCUGCUCUGGCACCUCACACUCAGCUUGCUAUGGCCAACAGGAAAGGCGGACGAGAGUGGGCUCACAUGGUUGACGUCAAUCGAGACAUCACAAACUUCAAAGAGCUUGUGCCAGAGAUGGCACGCGAGUAUCCUUUCGAACUGGAUACUUUCCAGAAAGAAGCUGUCUAUCACCUCGAGAACGGUGACUCGGUCUUUGUUGCAGCCCACACAUCUGCUGGUAAGACGGUUGUCGCAGAGUACGCUAUCUCACUUGCCGCAAAACAUAUGACUAAGGCCAUAUACACGUCACCCAUUAAAGCCUUGAGUAACCAGAAGUUCCGUGAUUUCCGCCAGACCUUCGACGAUGUCGGCAUCCUCACUGGGGACGUUCAAAUCCGACCUGAGGCUAGCUGCCUUAUCAUGACUACAGAGAUUCUCCGAAGUAUGUUGUACCGUGGAGCUGAUCUGAUCAGAGAUGUCGAAUUCGUCAUCUUCGAUGAGGUCCACUACGUCAAUGACCUCGAACGAGGUGUAGUCUGGGAAGAGGUCAUCAUCAUGCUUCCCGAGCAUGUCACACUCAUUCUUCUUUCAGCCACCGUACCCAACACUUACGAAUUUGCUUCAUGGGUUGGACGAACGAAGAAGAAGGAUAUAUACGUUAUCUCAACACCUAAGCGUCCUAUUCCCCUUGAGCAUUACCUUUGGGCAGGCAAGGGAAUGCACAAGAUUGUCUCAGCGGACAAAAAGUUCAUCGACAACGGUUGGAAAGACGCCAACGAUGCACUCUCUGGGAAGGACAAGGUUAAGGCACCGCCAGUUGUUAAGGAUUCACCAGCAGGAAGAGGAGGUGGAGGCCGUGGAGGCCCGCCUGCAAGGGGUGGACAGAACCAGCGCGGACGAGGCCAGCUAAAUGGUGCACGUGGUGGUGCUGGUGGUCGUGGUGCAGGCCCACCAGCUGCCAGGGGUCGGGGCAACAUUGCUAGAACGGGCCGCGGUGGAGGCCGUACAACGGCCGCUCAAGAUCGAAACAUCUGGGUCCACCUCAUCCAGCAUCUGCGCCAGAAAGAGCUACUCCCAGCUUGUAUCUUCGUGUUCUCAAAGAAGCGAUGUGAGGAGAACGCUGACGCGCUUUCCAAUAUCGACUAUUGCACAGCUGCAGAGAAGAGUGCUAUUCAUAUGACCAUCGAAAAGUCCCUGGCCAGGCUAAGUCCCGAAGAUCGGGACUUGCCGCAGAUCAAGAAACUGAGGGAACUGCUCAGCCGAGGCAUCGCCGUUCAUCACGGUGGUAUGUUGCCUAUCGUCAAAGAGGUCGUAGAGAUCUUGUUCGCAAAGACUCUUGUAAAAGUGCUUUUUGCUACCGAAACCUUUGCUAUGGGCCUCAAUCUACCAACAAGGACUGUGGUCUUCUCAGGAUUUCGUAAGCACGAUGGUCGUGAAUUCCGCGACCUUCUUCCCGGCGAAUAUACACAAAUGGCUGGUCGUGCUGGCCGAAGAGGUCUCGACACUGUCGGCACAGUCAUCAUCUGCGCACCAGGAGCUGAUGAAGCACCGCCGGCAGCUAGGCUUAGGCAAAUGAUGUUGGGUGAGCCAACGAAGCUGCGAUCGCAGUUCAGGCUCACAUACAACAUGAUGCUGAACCUUCUUCGCGUCGAAGCGCUAAAGAUCGAGGAGAUGAUCAAGCGCAGCUUCAGUGAGAAUGCUACUCAAGCGCUGUUGCCAGAACACGAGAAGAAAGUCAAGGUUUCGGAGGCAGAUUUAGAGAAGAUCAAGCGCGAGCCCUGCAGAAUUUGUGAUGUCGAUUUGGAAGCAUGUCACCAGGCAUGCGAAGAUUACAAGCGCUUGACGAACGAGACGCACUUGAGUCUUCUUGGCAAUCCCAUGGGACGUCGUGUGUUUAGCAAGAACCGCCUGAUUGUCUAUAAGAAGGACAACAAGCGCACCGUGGGUAUGCUUCUCCAGGAUGGACCGAGCAAAGGACAUGAGCCUACUGUCAAGGUUUUGGAAAUUGCGCAAAACCUUGAGCGUAAGCCUGACGAUCUGCUCCCCUACAUUGCCGAAUUCGCAAGAUUUUUCCGCAACUUGCCACAGGACCCGAAGGAAAUGAUCUUGAAGACAUCGUACAUACCCCUCAAUGAUGUCGAAUGCUUCACCAAGACCACCAUUGAUAUUCCGGAAUCUGUGCAGAAUCUUAGCAAGAAGAAGGAUAUGAUGAAGUUGGCGCAAGCUCAGUUCACCCCUCUCUGCAGCUCUUGGAACUACGAGGAUUGGGAUGAGUAUGACUAUAGCCGGAUCAAGAACCUCGCUUUCCGGGAGACACAAGACGCACGACGGAAGCGAGGUCAGAACGCCGUCAACAAGGAGUGCCUACCAUGCCCCAAUUUUUUGAAGCACUUUUCAAUGGAGCACGAUCAGUGGGUGAUCAAGGAGAACAUUCUUGCUAUCCGCCAGCUCAUGUCUGACCAAAACCUCCAAUUGCUACCUGACUACGAACAGAGGAUACAGGUGUUGCGAGAGCUUGGCUUCGUCGAUGAAGGCUCGCGAGUAGAGCUCAAGGGCAAGGUCGCAUGCGAGAUUCACUCGGCCGACGAGCUGGUCCUUACUGAGCUGGUCCUCGAGAACGUUCUCGCCGAAUACGAACCCGAAGAAAUUGUCGCGCUCCUUUCCGCAUUCGUGUUCCAAGAGAAGACCGACACGGAACCCACGCUGACUGCGAGCCUCGAGCGCGGCGUGGCCAAGAUUGUGGAGAUAUCCGAGAAGGUCAACAAGGUGCAAACCGAAUACCAGGUCAUCCUGUCUGCCGACGACUCGAAUGAUUUCGUAUCCAAGCCGCGCUUUGGCAUGGUGGAGGUGGUCUACGAGUGGGCUCGUGGCAUGUCGUUUAACCGGAUUACAGACUUGACGGAUGUCAUGGAGGGCACGAUUGUGCGAGUCAUUACGCGUUUGGAUGAAACGUGUCGCGAGGUCAAGAACGCGGCGAGGAUCAUUGGGGACCCCGCGCUGUUCCAGAAGAUGGGGACUUGCCAGGAGCUCAUCAAACGCGACAUUUGUAACUGCGCAAGCCUGUACCUGUAG
Molecule: messenger RNA, 3864 nt
Organism: Ascochyta rabiei
Lineage: Eukaryota; Fungi; Ascomycota; Dothideomycetes; Pleosporales; Didymellaceae
Product: Antiviral helicase ski2
Exons: 4
Coding region: 1-3864 (1287 amino acids)
Biological process (GO): nuclear-transcribed mRNA catabolic process, 3'-5' exonucleolytic nonsense-mediated decay
Cellular component (GO): Ski complex
Molecular function (GO): RNA binding; RNA helicase activity; ATP binding
Source: RefSeq, a predicted model, not a curated record